Messenger RNA from Chaetura pelagica (chimney swift), 2092 nucleotides. It is a transcript of the gene ZBTB26, whose product is annotated as zinc finger and BTB domain containing 26. Gene Ontology annotation, biological process: regulation of transcription by RNA polymerase II. Gene Ontology annotation, molecular function: RNA polymerase II cis-regulatory region sequence-specific DNA binding; DNA-binding transcription factor activity, RNA polymerase II-specific; protein binding. The coding region runs from base 7 to 1323 and encodes 438 amino acids. Lineage: Eukaryota; Metazoa; Chordata; Aves; Apodiformes; Apodidae. The record is from RefSeq and is a predicted model, not a curated record. Gene Ontology annotation, cellular component: nucleus. The transcript has a single exon.
GCCAAAAUGUCAGAAAGGUCAGAUAUUCUUCACUUCAAGUUUGACAAUUAUGGAGAUUCCAUGUUACAGAAAAUGAACGAACUGAGGGAAGAAAACAGGUUUUGUGAUGUCGUGGUCCAUAUAGAUGACAUUGAAGUCCAUGGGCAUAAAAUUGUCUUUGCUGCUGGCUCUCCUUUUCUAAGAGAUCAGUUCUUACUGAACGACUCUAGAGACGUAAAAAUCUCUAUCCUGCAGAGUUCGGAGGUGGGGAGGCAGCUGCUUUUGUCCUGCUACAGCGGCAUUCUGGAGUUUCCUGAGAUGGAACUGGUAAACUACUUGACUGCUGCAAGCUUCCUGCAGAUGAGCCACAUUGUGGAGCGGUGCACGCAGGCCCUCUGCAAGUUCAUCAAACCAAAGCAGCCUCUGGAGAGCAAGGAGUGUGAGCAGCAAAGUGACUCCUCCGAGCCAAAGGAACACCAAGGAGACAGCGACUCUCUGCAGCAAGAUUCACCUUGUAUUCAGCCUUCAGAGGACAGUAUGGACAUGGAGGACAGUGACAUUCAGAUCAUCAAGGUGGAGUCCAUCGGGGAGGUAACAGAAGUUAGAAAUAAGAAGGAUCAGAACCAGUUUAUUUCUUCUGAACAAACUGCACUGCAUUCCUCAGAGCCUCAACACUUUCUUAUCAACUCCACUGUCGAAAACAGAGCAAGUGAAAUUGAACAAAACCACGUCCACAGCUAUGCCCUUUCCUAUGCUGGCAGUGAUAACAUCAUUCUGGCCUCUAAAGAUAUGUUGGGGUCAAACAACCGAGGUACAGAAAAAGGCCUUCAGUGGCAUCAUCAGUGUCCAAAGUGCACAAGAGUAUUUCGGCAUCUGGAAAACUAUGCUAAUCACUUAAAGAUGCAUAAACUAUUUAUGUGUCUUCUCUGUGGCAAGACAUUCACUCAGAAAGGCAACCUCCAUCGGCACAUGAGAGUGCACGCAGGCAUCAAGCCGUUCCAAUGUAAGAUCUGUGGGAAAACAUUCUCUCAGAAGUGUUCCUUACAGGACCACCUCAACCUGCACAGUGGGGACAAGCCCCAUAAGUGUAACUACUGUGACAUGGUUUUUGCGCAUAAACCCGUUCUGAGGAAACAUCUUAAGCAGCUACAUGGUAAAAAUAGCUUUGACAAUGCCAAUGAAAGAAACGUUCAAGACAUAACGGUGGACUUUGAUACAUUCACAUGUAGCACUGCCACAGACAGUAAGGUCUGUCAGCAGGCUGAGGCAGGCCAGGUACUGGAUGCAGGAAAGCUGCCCCAGGCUGUGCUUAGUUUAAGAAAUGAUAGCACCUGCGUCAACUGAGCAACUAGAAACAACCCCCUGUAGGGAUUGUGACCAAGAGGAGCAGACAGUUGGUUUGGGCUCUUACCUAAACUAGUGGUGUGCCCUGAAAGGCUCCGGCUGGACGGACGGAUGGAUGGAUGGAUGGCGGGUUGGAUCGCAAAGCCUGGCAGGUCUUCAGCCAUCGCUCUUAGUCUUACUUGAUACUUUCUGUGAAUAGCUGAAUCUUCCUUCAGGUUUCUGUCUGUGUCUCUAGUGUGGAUUAUGGGGUUAAUUGUUUCAUUUCUCUCUGAUUAGGAGACUCAAGACUAACACCUUUUGAAAGACUGUUGCUGUGAGCUGCAAGUAAACCAUCUGCUGUACAGUUAGAGGCCUCUCUGUCCGGGCAGAUGGAGGAAAGAGCAAAGAGGACAAGUCUGUGAGAGAACCUGAUUAUUUUUGGUUGUUGUUUUUCUUUUUUAAAUGAUGGAUGACUGAAAGCACUCCAUACAGUUAAAUUUAAACUUACCUCUUAAAAAUAUCUUUCUCUGAUCUUACCCCAAGACCCCUACAGGUGAAAUGGAAGUAUUUUUGUGUCACUUUUUUGCCCUUUCUAAACUACUUCAAGAACCUUCUGCUGCCAGUCAACACUACCUUAAAAGCUCUCAGGGUUUUUAACCUUGGCCUGCAUUAUGAAAAGAUAAAACCCUAGAUGAUUUGGCAGGGUUAGCUGAUCAGUGCAUAGAACCAUUCAAAAUGAGAGUGAAGUGCAGCUCUGGAAUGUGAGAGGCCGGUACCUGGAGUGCAGGUA